UGGAGUUUCCACGACAGCUGGGAGCCGUGCGAUACCUCCUCGCGUAUUGCUUUCUUAAAGAAUACGUAGGGACUGUCCUUAUUUCAACAUCCGCAAACAAACUUUUGGCGGCAUGGGAGACAAGAAGAGUCCAACCAGGCCGAAGCGUCAACCAAAGCCUUCGGCGGAAGAGGGAAAUUGGGACUGUAGCGUUUGCACAUACAAGAACACCGCGGAGGCUUUCAAGUGCAUGAUGUGCGAUGUAAGGAAAGGGACGUCAACACGGAAGCCUCGUCCUGUCUCCCAGCUGGUUGCUCAGCGGGUAGCGCCGCAGUUCGCCUCGCCCACGCUGCUGCCCAAGAAGGACAAGAAGGACAGAACGGACCAGGAGAAGAAUGACAAAGAGCCCACAGUGAAGAAGAACAACCACAAGAAGAUGAGGCCCAGGUUAAAAAACAUUGACAGGAGCAGCGCUCAGCACCUAGAGGUCACGGUUGGAGACCUGACUGUCAUCAUCACAGACUUUAAGGAGAAAACCAAACCUCCCCCCUCCUCCACCACCACCACUACACCCCCCACCUCUACCACCCCCUCCAGCACUGUGUCUGUGUCUGCAGAACACCACAGUGGCUCCAGCUCAGACAACAACACUGAGAGAGGGGUCUCACGGUCAUCUUCACCCCGGGGAGAGGGCUUCUUAGUCGGGACAGAGUCCCACUAGACCACCCCAAUUGGAACCCCAGCCCAGCCCAACAGACCCUCAGACCUCCAACCCCUAGACCUUGGCCUGGAUCCCCAACCCCUAGACCCUGGCCUGGACCCCUAGACUCUGGCCUGGAUCCCCAACCCCUAGACCUUGGCCUGGAUCCCCGACACCGAGACCUUGUCCUGGAUCCCCAACCCCGAGACCUUGGCCUGGAUCCCCAACCCGAGACCUUGGCCUGGAUCCCCAACCCCUAGACCCUGGCCUGGACCCCUAGACCCUGGCCUGGAACACCAACCCCUAGACCUUGGCCUGGAUCCCCAACCCCUAGACCUUGGCCUGGAUCCCCGACACCGAGACCUUGGCCUGGAUCCCCAACCCCUAGACCCUGGCCUGGACCCCUAGACCCUGGCCUGGACCCCCAACCCCUAGACCUUGGCCUGGAUCCCCAACCCCUAGACCUUGGCCUGGAUCCCCAACCCCUAGACCUUGGCCUGGAUCCCCAACCCCUAGACCCUGGCCUGGACCCCCAACCCCUAGACCUUGGCCUGGAUCCCCAACCCCUAGACCUUGGCUAUGACUACUCAUGGCUUAACAUAGGCCACUAACCUCACUCCUCUGUCCUCAACUCUGAUAUGUAAUGUUAUCUCUGGACUUGCACAUUUACUGUAGUACUAGCUACAGGUUACAGCUAGAUCAACACAUUUAGCAGCUACAGGUUACAGCUAGAUCAACACAUUUAGCAGCUACAGGCUACAGCUGGAUCAACACAUUUAGCAGCUACAGGUUACAGCUGGAUCAACACAUUUAGCAGUUACAGCUAGAUCAACACAUUUAGCAGCUACAGGUUACAGCUAGAUCAACACAUUUAGCAGCUACAGGCUACAGCUAGAUCAACACAUUUAGCAGCUACAGGUUACAGCUGGAUCAACACAUUUAGCAGCUACAGGCUACAGCUAGAUCAACACAUUUAGCAGCUACAGGCUACAGCUAGAUCAACACAUUUAGCAGCUACAGGCUACAGCUAGAUCAACACAUUUAGCAGCUACAGGCUACAGCUAGAUCAACACAUUUAGCAGCUACAGGUUACAACUAGAUCAACACAUUUAGCAGCUACAGGCUACAGCUAGAUCAACACAUUUAGUAUCUACAGGUUACAGCUAGAUCAACACAUUUAGCAGCUACAGGUUACAGCUAGAUCAACACAUUUAGCAGCUACAGGCUACAGCUAGAUCAACACAUUUAGCAGCUACAGGCUACAGCUAGAUCAACACAUUUAGCAGCUACAGGUUACAGCUAGAUCAACACAUUUAGCAGUUACAGCUAGAUCAACACAUUUAGCAGCUACAGGCUACAGCUGGAUCAACACAUUUAGCUGCUACAGGUUACAGCUGGAUCAACACAUUUAGCAGUUACAGCUAGAUCAACACAUUUAGCAGCUACAGGUUACAGCUGGAUCAACACAUUUAGCAGCUACAGGCUACAGCUGGAUCAACACAUUUAGCAGCUACAGGCUACAGCUAGAUCAACACAUUUAGCAGCUACAGGUUACAACUAGAUCAACACAUUUAGUAGCUACAGGUUACAGCUAGCACUACUACUACCAACCUUGAGUUGUGGUUUGCUUUUGGACAAAAGAAACACCACAAUCUGAAGUCUUGUUUUAAUUAAAUUUCUCUGAUUAACUUUAGGCCAAUUUCACUGACUUUUAAAAACUAUUUUUUGAAACCUGUGUUCUAAACAUGAAGUAAUGUCAUUACAUUUAGCUGAUCUUAGCCUAUUGUACAGCUCUGUUUUAAUGUGUUAUAACAUCACGUCAGUGUUAGUAUCCAUGUCAACAUCGGAACUUUCAACCUCCUGUCCAAUGAGAACUGUCGUGACAUGAUGAUUAUGGUUCAGAGUUCUUGAGUUUGUGUUGCAUUAUGGGAGAAAACAUGAGGUACAUGUGGAGAGGAUGGAAAACCUAUGGGCUCUCUUUUGGUACUUGUCUCUCAGUUGUAAAGUGUCAUUUAUUGAUUGAAUGUGUUGGAGACUGAAUUGUAUUGUCAUUGACUCACAUCAGCCGGGACCUGGUGUGGUUUUAUCAUUCAUGAGAACAUGUUCUUCAAAACAGCGUCUGUUUUUGAAUUGUGUCCGUUUUAACACCACCUCAAAUGGUUGAUCAUACCGUGUCACAACAUUCACUGUUACAUUUUCUAUCCUUUGUUUUGUUUCUACCAAGCUUUGCUGUUUAGAAAUGUAUGGACGACUUGGUUGAUUACAUGGUUCAAUGUCUAUAAAGAAAGAUAUAAAUAAUGGCA
Messenger RNA from Oncorhynchus nerka (sockeye salmon), 2982 nucleotides. RefSeq names its product YY1-associated factor 2-like. Gene Ontology annotation, biological process: positive regulation of DNA-templated transcription. Gene Ontology annotation, molecular function: transcription coregulator activity; DNA binding. The coding region runs from base 113 to 700 and encodes 195 amino acids. NCBI's taxonomy places the organism in Eukaryota, Metazoa, Chordata, Actinopteri, Salmoniformes, Salmonidae. The record is from RefSeq and is a predicted model, not a curated record. The transcript has 4 exons. Gene Ontology annotation, cellular component: nucleus.